Molecule: messenger RNA, 578 nt
Organism: Sinocyclocheilus anshuiensis
Lineage: Eukaryota; Metazoa; Chordata; Actinopteri; Cypriniformes; Cyprinidae
Product: tctex1 domain-containing protein 1-A-like
Exons: 2
Coding region: 1-543 (180 amino acids)
Biological process (GO): microtubule-based movement
Cellular component (GO): cytoplasmic dynein complex; cytoplasm
Molecular function (GO): dynein intermediate chain binding
Source: RefSeq, a predicted model, not a curated record
AUGCAGAAAGAGGAGAAACAGUGGAAGAGACCACAAGAGAAAAGCAAAAGCACCAUAAGAUGGAAAAUGUCCAAGGAAGACCCUCAAAGAAAGAGCAGGACAUCAUCGCAGAACCCCAUCCCGAGGAGAUGCACCUCAACCUGGACAACUAAGAAGGAACCAAGAAGCCAGAAGUUCCCAUCAAACAGAGACGAGCAGCUCAUCCACUGCCAGACCAUCCCAGAAAGACGCGUCUCCACUGACCGAGCUAGUGAAAUAAUCAAACACAUUGUUGAUGAAAGACUGGAGACUGUCGAGUACAGCCGCUCAUGCUCAGACAUCUCCAAGGAACUGUCUGACUGCAUUAAGACGGCUGUAAAGAAGCUGCUGAACGAUCGAUAUAAACUGGUCUGUUAUGUGGCCAUCGGGCAGCUGAAGGACUCGGUGGUGAACUGCUCCAGUAGAACCAUCUGGAGUCCAAGUUCAGACACGUUCACUGAAUAUAUCUAUAAAAACAGAUCCUUAUUUGCUGUUUGCAUCUUGUUUGCAGUGUAUAAAGAGUAGUGUAACUGAUAAACUACGUAACUGAUCAACUGGAA